This is a messenger RNA of Colletotrichum spaethianum, 1551 nucleotides long. RefSeq names its product trichothecene 3-O-acetyltransferase TRI101. The transcript has a single exon. Gene Ontology annotation, molecular function: acyltransferase activity, transferring groups other than amino-acyl groups. Lineage: Eukaryota; Fungi; Ascomycota; Sordariomycetes; Glomerellales; Glomerellaceae. The coding region runs from base 1 to 1551 and encodes 516 amino acids. The record is from RefSeq and is a predicted model, not a curated record.
AUGCCAUCAACAAUCGCAGAAGUCGCCAUAGUCGGCGAUGCUCAAAGCUCUCUUGACAAGGCAGUCUCGACGACUGCCGUCAGAGAGCUUCCCGUCGUCUCACAAUCCCAAGCUCUGUCUGCUCCUAUCAUCGCGCAGUCAGACCUGACCCCUCCUCUCCUUCCCGUCGAGCAGAUUGGCCCCAAGGGAUGGAUUCGCGCUAUUUAUCACUUUGAGCUGCCCGACAAUUAUGAUGUCGACCACCUUACCAGGCUGCUCAAGACCGCCUACAAUGCGAUGAAGGCGCGCACCCCCAUCGCAGGCUGCGAAGUCGCUCCUUUGGAGGGUAAGCAGGGCGGCCUUCUGCAACUUCGUCAAUACGGCGAUGAGAUUGAGGACUUCCUCGCGAAGGACCUCCGCGCUGACGAGACAUUCCCCUCCUUCUCCGAGCUCAAGGCCCGUGGAUUCCCAGCCUCUGCCCUUGACCCUGCCGUCGUCUGCCGGCGCGGUCUCGGUGGCGAGUGGCCCAAGGCGGGGGACCGUCUCAAUGUCACUUGGAUGCAGGCGAACUUCAUCAAGGGCGGUCUGCUUCUCAACAUGCUAUUCCUUCACGCUUAUGCCGACGGCACAACGGCGUACAAGUUCACUGAGCUCCUCGCGGAAGAACUUCGCCGCACCCAAGGUCUGCCCAUCGAAAACCCCGCUGAGGUUCCGUUUGAGGACAGAGCGAAGAUGAUGAAGUCCACAGGCUUCAAUGCUGGCCGCCCCGAGGACCACCCCGAGUAUGUUGAGCUCCCCUUCUCGCCGCCUGGCCCGCCGCCGAAGCUGGCCUCUCCCAUUCACCAUGGCCACGUCUUCUACUUCUCUCCAGAGAGCCUUGCUGCCCUGAAAGAAGAGGCCUCGCCCGCAAACACAAAGCUUUUCAAGGGAAGGGAGGGUAUACCUUCUUUCGUCUCCACCAACGACGCACUUACUGCUCUCAUCUGGCGCGCAACCAUGUCCGCCCAGCACGGGUCGAAGCUCCGUGCCGCCGAAGGAAACCCGGAACCCUCCCCCUCUGUGAUGGGUGUUUCCCUCGACGCUCGCCGUCGGGCCGGCGUUCCCGUUCACAAGCACACAAUCGGAAACAUUCUUGGUUUCGCCGCUGCGGUGCUGGACAUUCGCGAGGUUGUCUCUGAAGGCUCGCUUGCUGAUCUGGCUGUUUGCGUGAGACGCGCCAUCGCUAAGACGGAGGGCACCUACCUCGAUGACUUGACGGCGUUGGUCGAGAGACUUGAGGAUGUCUCACGGUUGGCGCCCACCAUGUUCCUUGACAUGCCGGGCAACCACAUGUUGCAGUCUUCAUGGCGCGAGUUCCCCUAUUACGAUAUCGAAUGGGGUACGGCGCUUGGUGGGCGGAUGUUGGCACUCCGGCCCCCGUCUGUGGGUGUGUGCCACACGAUGCAGAUUGUCCUGCCGGACCCUCAGAGAGGCGGUAUUGAAGUGUUUGUUGGUGUUGAGAAUGACGCCAUGGAGGCUCUUUUGAGUGAUCCGUUGUGGAGGAAGUAUGCUCAGGCACCCGAAGGCCUUUGA